AUGGAAAAUUUAACUCAAGAUGACUUCUUAAGCGCCUUGACUCCAAAUUACAUUGUCAAAAAAGAAGAUCAGUGCAAAAUAACUCUAAGUGGAACAUGGAACAUUCACGAUUUUUCAAAAUUUGAUCAAAAAGAUUUUGAAGAAAAUGUUAUUGAGGAUCCAAACUUAUUCAAGAUGUAUAUUAGGAAUCAUAAUUACCAACAUAAAGCUAAGUUUUCAAUUUUUGUGGAGUCCCAAACCCAAUAUAAUUUUAGAGUUACUUUUGCAAUGAGGAGAUUUGAUAGCCCAAAAUACUUCGAAAAUAUAGCAGGAGAACUUGACUUUUCAAAAUUUCCUAAAUAUUUAAUGGAAUUUGAUCAAUAUUGGCACGAUCUUUACGUUAAUUCGCCAUGUAGACAUAAGACACUAGAUUACGUUCAAAUCAGAUAUAUGAUAUUAAUACAAAAAGAUGGGAAAAAGCCUGACUACACUACCAUUCCGGAAAUGGAAUAUUUAUUUGAUGAUCCAUUUGAUAUUUUUCCGAUUUCAUACUUCUCUCAGAUUAGAAAUAAAUUGGACUUAUCAAAAUUAAUCAAUCUAGAUGCAAUUAUACAAGAUAAUAAUUUGAAAAUAAAACAUGUCAGUAAGGAACAAAAAAUACAUUUUACGGCAGAUAAUCAACUAAUAGACCUUGAUGAUGAUCGUGAAAUUCCGGACUUUUUCAUUUUUGAUUUUUCUGGAGAAUCAAGAAAUGUUGAUCUUAACUUCAAGUACAAGGAUACAAAAUACAAAAAUUUAGGAUUUGUUGCCAAUAUAAAUAACCAAACGAAAAUAUUAUUAAUGAAUUCUAUAAUUUAUCCAAAUAUUUAUUUAGUAAAGACAGAAAAUGUUCUCAAAUUCAACCCCAAGCCCAGUAAUUUAGGAUAUAAUUUUAUGUCAAAUUAUGUUUUCGUUUCUUACCUGCAAAGGUCAAUUUAUUAUAGAGAUGGAUUAUAUGACUCUAAGUCUGUACGAAAAAUAGAUUGUGUAUAUCCACAAACUGAAAUUGACAAUUAA
Trichomonas vaginalis G3 is the source of this 1035-nucleotide messenger RNA. RefSeq lists its product as uncharacterized. The coding region runs from base 1 to 1035 and encodes 344 amino acids. The transcript has a single exon. NCBI's taxonomy places the organism in Eukaryota, Parabasalia, Trichomonadida, Trichomonadidae. The record is from RefSeq and is a predicted model, not a curated record.